Messenger RNA from Colletotrichum karsti, 2415 nucleotides. RefSeq lists its product as uncharacterized. Lineage: Eukaryota; Fungi; Ascomycota; Sordariomycetes; Glomerellales; Glomerellaceae. The transcript is spliced from 3 exons. The record is from RefSeq and is a predicted model, not a curated record. Bases 1 to 2415 code for a protein of 804 amino acids.
AUGGCGUCAACAUCUUUCAACGGCAACGGCUACGUAAUGGGCUCCCGGAUUCCUAUCCGGGACGUCAACCCUGUUGUGCCUGCGCCCUCCCCGGCCAAGCCUCUGUCGAUUGCCUCUCGCAUCAUCGGCGCGAGAGCAGCAGAAUGUACUGGAUCUGCCAACCAGUGCGAGAAGCCUGUCGACCAGUCCGCUCUCACCCUGCCCAUUGCCCUGGGUAUCUCAAUCCCCGUCUUCGGUGCCCUUUGCUUGUUGUUUUACUUCCACCGGAGGAACAUGAAGAAGCAGAGACUGGAGGACAUCAAUGACCCGAACAGAGGCUUGGACUUCGGACUGGGCGAGGGCGGCUCUGACAAGGGCGGAAACGGCAAGGCCAAGCGCAAGAGCAUGAUGUUCCGUGAGAAGGGAAUGGGCGUCGACACCAAGAAACGCCAAUUGUCCAUGGACAUGAACCUGUCAAGCCCCUACCUCCUCCCGCCCGGCGUGCAGAACUCGCGUGAGUCUCUGCACUCUCUCGCGAAGACUCUCCACAACGAAGCAGACCCCUACCGCCACAUCGACAAGUACGGCAGCGACGUCGGCUCGAUCCGAUCUUUCAAGCCGGACGGCUCCGUUUACAGCCGUUCGACCAGCCAGAGACGCGACUCCAGCAUGACCGGUCGCACCACCAUGACAAACAGGACUCUGCCCCCGAGACAGAACUCUCUGCCCAAGCCCCCCGGCGUCUCUGCCGAUCCGUUCGCCACGCCAAAGUCCAGGUCAGGAUCUCCCGCGCCCGACGGUCUUACGCCCAUCUCGCCAGUCAUCGCCACGCCUACGUCUCCCGUCAUCAGAAGCCCUCUCAUCGCGGAGCCCAUCAUCCCGCAGAUCGAGACGGUGCCGUACCCGGACGACAGGAACAACAGAAGCUCUCUCCCUCAGAUCCCCGAUCUCCCGGAACCCGCCCCCGUCGCCUUUAAGGGCCUUCCCACCAACCCGCGUCCCUCUGGAGCAAACCCUGCUGCCCCUGAGGCCCGGGAGGCAGACACCGCUCCUUUUGCGGCUGAGCUACCUGGCACCGCAAGAGCGGAGCAAGGCCAGGCCCCGGUCAUCCCGGCUGUUGGCCUUGGUCUGGAAGAUAUGAGCUUCCCCACUCCCACUCACCGCUCCUCCCCCCCUGCCGGCGGCUCGCUUCCCUCGAGCCCCCGGCCCCAGAAGGACGGUACUCCAUCGACGCUUCCAGCCAUCGUUCCCGAGGAAUCGAGUGUUUAUAAUGACCGUUACGACCAAGAUGACUACGAGUAUGAGGAAAGGGGUCGGUCUCAACGUCGUUCUGUGGAAGUAGCCGACAAUCGUGCGUCUCGUCAACUCGGUAUCCCGGCUCAAGACAAUAAGAGACUGUCGGUUGGCUUCCGCCCCCUUCCGCCGGACGAGGUCAUGGAGUCUGAAGAUCCCGAGGAGCGUGCCAACAGAAUCAGAUCCUUCUACAAGGAGUACUUCGACCCCGACAACCCGGGCGCGGGCGGCCAGCCGCCCCUGCCUCGCGGUCCUCCCAUGGGCCCUCCCCGAGGCCGAGGCCCUCCUCCGGGACAGCCUCAGUACUACGAGGACGUUGACCCGAGCUAUAUGGGAGGUCCGGGAGGCGACGCCUACUUCGACCCCGACACGAACUCGUUCGUCAUGCCCUACGCGCAGCCCGUCACUCGUCGCGCCAUGACUCCGCCGCCGAACGCUUCCCGUUUCCGCGGCCCGCCCCCUCCCAGAGUCAUGCACGGCUCGAUGGGUGGUCGCAUGGCCAGCCCCGGCCCCGGCUUUAGGGGAAGAGGACCACCCCCGCCACGUGCCGGAUCGGCCAUGUCUAGCCGUCUUGGGCCCUCCCGACGAGGCUCCGACAUGUCCAGCCAGUACACCCCGAGACCCGGAUCGUCGGUGUCCAACCGGAUGGGUCCCCCACGACAGAAGCCCAAGGGUCCUCCGCCCUCCGACCUCAACACCCUGCCCAACCCGGCCAAGCUCAAGGACGACACCUUCGCCAUCAUGAACCCGCUCGACUUCGCUCCUCCCGAGAGCUUUGCCGAUCGUGCUCGCGGUCGCUCUCAGAGCCCGGCAGGCGAGAGACGUCCGUACAUGCAACCGAAGGGUAUCCACUCCCCGUUGGUCAGCAGCUUCGAGGAGAUGCCUGCUAUGCCCAGCCCACACUUGUUGAGGAAAUCGGGAACAUUCACCGCCCUUGACUUUGCUCCUCCCCGCAAGUUCAAGGACUCGGACACGAUGAGCGACGCCGGCAGUAUCCGUAGCAACCGCAGCGGCAUCUCUGCAGUCAACCAAGCCGCCAUCCGCAGUGGUGCCGGCAGAGUCAGCCGCCUGCCCGGCGACACCGUCUUCACACAAGCCUCCAUGCAGGACCAGCUGAAACCGUCAUGGGGCAUGCACCGGUAA